AUGGCUAGAAGAGGAGGCGAGGGCAAGCAUGAAGUUCAUGAACCGCCGCCUCAUUGGCCAGCGGGCAUCAGAUAUCUCUCCAACCACUGUCAACCAUCUCCUGGUCUCUCAAGAAGUCAGCAGCAAGCCCUUUGCCAACCGCUGCCGGCUUCAUCGCCAUUGAAUGCAAGUCGCUUUCGCUCUCACGGUUGGGUCAAGAUCCAACCUAUCAAAGACAAGGCGCACCCUGCUUAUGGACAGCAUGGACUCUUCGCUGCGCGAGACAUCCCUUCACGAACGCCAAUUGUGCAAUACAUUGGCGUCGCACAUACAGAGGCGGAGAGCGAUGAUAAGAGCGACUAUGACCUGAAGGUGUGGAGUGCGGGGCAAGGGGAAAGCCUAGGCAUUGACUCCACGGUGGCAGGGAAUGAGGCCAGAUUCGUCAAUGACUACCGCGGCAUCGCCCAACGGCAGAACGUCUUCUUCGACGACUUCGAAGAAGGUGACCAACGCGGCCUCAUCUUUCGUUCGGGUAGCAAGCCCAUCAAGGCAGACGAAGAGCUACUUACCAGCUACGGCAAAGGGUUCUGGGCUGCGCGACGUACUGCUGAAAGAGAAGAGGUAGAUCAACGAGAAGGCGCUACUUCGCAGCCUGCUCCCCCUCAAGCGCAGUCGGUCUCUGCCUCCAACCCUGUACAUGCCAUGCUCGAGAGACAGCGGCAGCGCCUCCAACAGACGAGGCUUGCAGCUCCUGCGACAUCGAGCAGCAGUAGAGACUUCAAGCUCGAUACGCUGACGUCUAGUCUGCAGCGGCGUUUGCGAGCCUGCAACGUCAAGCUGCCCCACCGGAAGGCCGAGCAGCUCGCCUUCGAUCUUGCGAUGACGGCUGCCGGAGUCAAACCCGCAUGCCUCAUCGACGCCUUCUUCCCGACUCCUCAGACCGCGGCCACCUUGCGAGGGAUUUUGACUGACGACUUGCCGCUGUUGCCCUCAACAAGUAGCCAUGCUGGCGCCAGCGGUCUCGCUCUCGUCUUCCUACCCGGUCAGGAGCAGCUCUUCGCCGUCAAUAUCGCUAGGACGAGGCAGCGCUGCAAAGACAUCUAUUCAGGGACAAUGUGGAUCAACGUGGGAGUUGACACGGCUGCAGGAUCGAAGCUGUUGGGCCCUCCCGCGGAGGUGCAGAGGGCAUUGCACCGUCUCCUUGCAUCUCUUGAUGACGGGGAAGACACAGGAGCACAAAGCAUGUCGCUCGACAUCCAAGGCAAUGGAGCGGCCGUAGCGCUUGCCGGUUUCUUGUUAGGCUACCCGGUCGUCUAUACGUACGCGACGACUGAAGAAGGCAAUGCCAACAGCGGCAACAACCUGGCUGAUCAAAAACUCUGCCUCUUCAACGUCAUUCUCGUUCCAGCAGGCGCAGCGAGCGUUGUAAGGGAGGAAGCGCAUCAGAUCCUGGCUUUCACUAUUCCGCAGGCGACGUUGAAUACGGCUGGGCAGGAGGAUGAGCUUGAAGAGCUACGGCGUCAGCUCAGCCAGUGCGUAAUGCAGAGACUGGAGGAGUAUAGAGAGCGCCUGACUUCAUCGAGAGGGCAGGAGUACACAGCUUGGAAAGCAUGGCUUGCCGACCGCGAGGUGACGGUGACAGUGAGCGAGAAAUGCCUACCGAUGGUAGCGUUGUAG
Jaminaea rosea is the source of this 1656-nucleotide messenger RNA. RefSeq lists its product as hypothetical. Lineage: Eukaryota; Fungi; Basidiomycota; Exobasidiomycetes; Microstromatales. The transcript is spliced from 3 exons. Gene Ontology annotation, molecular function: protein binding. The coding region runs from base 1 to 1656 and encodes 551 amino acids. The record is from RefSeq and is a predicted model, not a curated record.